AUGAACCAUCCAGUGAAACAACCCGUAAUCGUCUAUUCUGUCUUCAACGUCACCAACAUAGUACCUGGCUUCAGCCAUACACAAUUGUGUGACUUGCCAGAAGCCCAAGCAACAUUCGGGAGAGCCCUAGACAGUGCUCCGACUUACGAAUGGGGUCUAUCACUUCUUCCUGAUAGCUCAGUACCGUUCUACGUCAACGAGCCAGGACAGUUUAAUCUUUCAGGGCACUUCUUGCCCCUCGGUGAUUAUCCUCAGCCAAUCUUGUAUUAUGAUUCGCACUCUUCUGGCCGAUUGGACGGUUCUUUCAUUGGUGAAGACCGGAAGCCUAGGCGAGUUUGCACGUCCAGCAGUGGCGUUGUUGUUCGUAUUGAGGAUGUGAUUGCAAAUAACCUCAGUCAGACCAGAGUCGUGAUCCGUCAUACUGAUUAUAGCUAUCUCGACCGUGAUUUCCGUACGUUUAACGUUGAGUACUUGUGCAACUGGCACAAAGUCAGAUCAGGUUUUCGAGAUGAACUGGUUGUCGGCCGAGUAGUCGAAAUAUCUGGUACAUUAUGUGGAUUCAAUCACCAAACUCAUUUGUGGAGAAUCUUAGCCACCUACAAGACGGUGGCAAUGAGUGAGGCACAGGAACAUCGAAGUAAUUGGCUAAACCAAACCCGAGAAAUGUCAUUGAUUGUUUGA
Melampsora larici-populina 98AG31 is the source of this 681-nucleotide messenger RNA. RefSeq lists its product as uncharacterized. The transcript has 4 exons. The coding region runs from base 1 to 681 and encodes 226 amino acids. Lineage: Eukaryota; Fungi; Basidiomycota; Pucciniomycetes; Pucciniales; Melampsoraceae. The record is from RefSeq and is a predicted model, not a curated record.